This is a messenger RNA of Didymosphaeria variabile, 2127 nucleotides long. RefSeq lists its product as uncharacterized. The transcript has 2 exons. The record is from RefSeq and is a predicted model, not a curated record. Bases 1 to 2127 code for a protein of 708 amino acids. Lineage: Eukaryota; Fungi; Ascomycota; Dothideomycetes; Pleosporales; Didymosphaeriaceae.
AUGGGCGUGUGGAAGAAGAGGGAGGGUCGCGAUUUUGUCGGCGUUGCUGUUUACAGUAGUGCUAUUGAUGGCGGGUGCGAGGCAGAAAGAGGUGAGUGGACCUUCUUCGAGCUUCACACGCUUUCCUCUUCUUACCAAACCAUAUCAUCAAACCUCGAUCAGUUUUCGACCUGGCGACCGCAUCUCCCGCAUCUCCCUUCAUCAAUACCGACAUCUCUCCGUAAGCUCUCAAGCACUGCGCUCCAACUCGAGAAUGGCACGAUAUCUCACGUCCCGGGCAACCUUCGCAAGUCGUCGCCGAACUUCCAUCUCCUUCUAUCGUCUCUUGAACACGAUGCCGAUUUCUGCAAGACCACCAUGUCUGCUAUGAUCAUGAACUACCCGCCCCCGACCAUCGUUAGUCCGCUCGUGGAUCCCGAAAAGAAGUCGGAUUGGGAGAAAGAAAAGCUGAAGGGCGUGCUGGCAUAUCUUGAGGACAGGAAGGUGGUCAAGGAUAAUGAUUUGGUCAUGCUAGUCGAUGGGAGAGAGACCUGGUUUCAGCUGCCAAGCGAGCUUAUGAUCAGGCAGUAUAUGAAUGUGGUGGCAGAUGCGAAUCGGAGGGUUCAGAAGGAGUAUGGCAAGGUUUUCUCUCAGACCAUUGUGUUUGGGGCGAAGAAGACUUGUGAAGGAGAUGACGUAGCUUGUAGACAUAUGCCAUCGUCUAUCCUGCCGCGUGACGUAUAUCGUACCGGCGAGGGUAUGAAGGAGACCGAAGAGCUCGUGCCGGCGAAAUACCUGGAUGCGGAGACAUUGAUGGGGCCAGUCAAUGAUUUGCGGGUACUGUUUCAAACGGCGCUGUUGGUGCUUGAGCAAGGAAAAAGCCAAUACCGGACUGUGCAGUCCGUCAUGAAGACCCUUUUCGGAGAGCAGAUGCUGGCGAGACACAUCUAUAAGAAAGAGAACAGGCCCGCCGCGUUGAAGAUGUAUGACCACGUUUCUGGAGCACUGUUGGGUUCCAAGGAACAGGGAAAGACAAGCAAUGUCAUACUCCAGGGGGAUCGCCAGUACGAGUUUUCUAUUGGCCUGGACUACACGCAUGCACUAUUCCAACCGUUGAUUGAAUGCGCUGAAGGCGAACUUCUUACCACCAAGCGCAGCAAUGAUACUGAACCCACGCAAAAACAUUAUCCACAGAUGUCACACAUCUCCUCUGACCUGCCCUCAGCUUUCGUCAACGCAACCGGUCCUUUCUGGAGACCCGACGAUUCCAGCCACGACCCCUCUCCCAACGACAAGUCAGCUUACAUUGACAAGCUAGAAUACAAGUACGGGCUCGACAAGCUCCCUCGCCGUGACACAUCAUGGACAAACAUAUCACUGAUCCAGAACACGUACACUGGCGCUGUCCCUGCAACAUUCCGCACAAAUCACCGCACUCUCUCGCCCGGAAGCGAGCAGAACCAAUCCCGUGUUACAAACCUUGCUGAGACGCAGCCCUAUAACGUAGACGUAGCCUGGACAUCUCUCUGGUACGCCGGCUACGAGCGCGCUCUCCUCCGCCGCUACUUCCGCACCCCGCAGUCACCCAUGGGCUACCACACCGCAGCCAUCGGAGGCGACCUUCUCUGGGACCAACGCGGCGGUCGCGGCGGUGUGUGGACCGCCGACUCUGGACUGUGGCUCCCAUGGGGUGAAGUCGACGGGGUGUGCGGAACUUACGAAGUUAUUAAUAACGUCUUUGGGGAUAAGAAAGGAGUGUGGUUUCACGAAGAUGAAGAUGGCGGCGGGAAGAAGGGCAGGGAGCAAGAAGAGGAGGAGCUCAGGAAGCAAGAAGAGGAGGAGAGGAAGAAGGAUGAGGAGUGGAUCCAGAAGGUGGAGGAGGAUAGAUUGAAGAAGGAAAGGCAGGAGAGGGAACAGAGGGAAAGGGAUCAAAGAGAAAGGGAUCAAAGAGAAAGGGAGAGGCUGGAUAAGGAGAGACUUGAGAAGGAACAGAAGGCGAAGGAAGAGGCCGAUAGACAGGCAGCGGAAGAUGCAGCAGCUACUGCCGCUGCUUCUAUAGUCGUUAGAGAGCUGGCAAAUAUCGGCAUGGAGAAUGCUGCGCCGGACUUUGCGAAGGCACAAGGAGGACAGCGGAGGAGACGAGGAUGA